This is a messenger RNA of Zonotrichia albicollis (white-throated sparrow), 2750 nucleotides long. NCBI's taxonomy places the organism in Eukaryota, Metazoa, Chordata, Aves, Passeriformes, Passerellidae. The record is from RefSeq and is a predicted model, not a curated record.
GUGCCUUUGCUUGCAAGAUGGUUCCAUUUGUCCAGUCCACUGCUAUUGUAACUGAGAUCCUUACCAUGACCUGCAUUGCUGUGGAAAGACACCAGGGAAUUGUGCAUCCACUGAAAAUGAAGUGGCAGUACACCAAUAAAAGAGCUUUCACCAUGCUUGGCAUAGUGUGGGUGCUGGCUCUCCUUGUGGGGUCGCCCAUGUGGUACGUGCAGCGCCUUGAGGUUAAAUAUGACUUUUUAUAUGAAAAAGUGCAUGUUUGUUGCUUGGAAGAAUGGGCCAGUCCCAUUUAUCAGAAGAUCUAUACGACCUUUAUUCUUGUUAUACUCUUCCUUCUGCCUCUGAUGCUGAUGCUCUUUCUGUACACUAAAAUUGGCUAUGAACUCUGGAUUAAGAAACGAGUGGGAGACGCUUCAGUUCUUCAAACCAUUCAUGGGAGUGAAAUGUCUAAAAUAUCAAGGAAGAAGAAGCGAGCAAUUGUUAUGAUGGUGACAGUGGUGUUUCUCUUUGCAGUCUGUUGGGCCCCUUUCCAUGUGAUUCACAUGAUGAUGGAGUACAGUAAUUUUGAGAAGGAGUAUGAUGAUGUGACAAUCAAAAUGAUUUUUGCAAUUGUCCAGAUAAUAGGAUUCUUCAAUUCUAUUUGUAACCCUAUUGUGUAUGCUUUCAUGAAUGAGAACUUCAAGAAAAAUUUUCUGUCUGCCCUCUGCUUCUGCGUUAUGAAAGACAACACAUCCCCAAGCAGGCAGCUUGGGAACUCAGGAAUUACCAUGAGGAGGAAAAAGCCAAGUGCAUCUCAGAAAGAUCCCACGGAUUGGGACGAAGGCAGGAGGGAGGCAUUCAGUGAUGGCAACAUCGAGGUCAAGUUCUGUGAUCAGCCAGCUUCCAAAAGGAAUUUGAAAAGGCACCUGGUCCUGUUCAGCUCUGAGCUUACUGUGCACUCUGCAGUGGGAAAUGGACAGUAGCAUCACAAGGGGGUUGGCAAUGGAGAGUUGUUCUCUUUAUGUUCGUCUCAAUAAGCCAUUUACAAGAGUUUGCUGCUUUGCAUGCUGAAAUGAGGGGGGAAGAUGAUGUGUGGACUCUAAUAAUGUUGGGAUAGUGACUGAGAAAAUGUAAUAUUUAUUUUAUAAUUAUGAGGAGUAAGAUUUUGGAAAUGAGCAUUACUGUGUGAUUUCCAGGAGAAAAAAAUUGCUUCCUGACCUAAUUUAGGGCUUGUUUGCCCUCUGCUUCAGAUAAACCUAACAACUGCUGCUUGCUCCAUUUAUUGUGUGUCUGGACUGUGCACAGCUCAGUCCAUGGAGACAGGAACUAUGGAGAGCAUGUGCACCUUUUUGGGACAGCUGACAUGGGGAUGACAUUGUCAGAUCUAUUUUCUGCAUCUUUGAGGACAGAGCAGCUUCAGAGCUGAGUUCAGGAAAGAUGGAGACUGAAAUGCAGUUCCAUUUUAGAAAAAAGGAAUAUGAAACCUCUGAAGAGGUUUAAGGUUUAAACAUUACAUGCAUGUUCAGAUUUGUUAACAGGAAGCAUAUUAGUCAAUGCAUGCAUAAUUCCUGUGCUGUUUACAGGUUCAUUCCUGGGUACAAAUUUCAAUGCCAUUUUGCUGCCCUGCAAACUGCAUUGUUCUGCUGGGAAAUGGAGAGGCUGGAAAAGUGCUGUACAAGAGAGUGCAGAUGCAGGAGGUGUGGUCUGUGGAGUAAAACUGCUCUGAACUUCCAGUCAUGCUUUGGGCAUGUGACUCUCAGGUUGAAAGGGUGUUGUUGCCAUUUUCUGGAGGGUUACAGGGGCCUGAUCCAGAGCCUAUCAUGGAAGACUUUCAAUGGAAUACCUUGGUGUUUUGACCAGACACUUCUCUGAGGACAUGCUUGUAUUUUUGUCUGUCCAUCAUCUUCAAAGGGGAUUGAUUGCUGUCUGACAGCUGGGCCAGUGCUUUGUUAUUUUAGGCUUCAUACUAAGUGAGGUUGAUAUUCUUAUAAAUUCUAAAUGUUUUUGCUCUCAGUGGGCCCAACUGCAAAAUUGCCAAGGUGUGUUUGCAAGUGUGGGACUGGGGGGAGGUAAGUGUGAUUUGAACUGGUGCACUGGGAUCUGGUACACUGAGAUUCCAUAAAUGAGGCCUUGAAAUUCAGGAUUUGCCACUCCAGCUGAGAUUAGGUUGGAUCCUUUAGCAGCCUGUAAAAUGUCAGUGCUCUCUUCUGUCACCCCUUGCCUCACCUGUGGGACAUUGGUGCUGCCUUGGCAGUCAAUUUAAGAUUCUUUUACAUUGCUACUUUACACUUCAUUGUAAAUGAAAAUGUAGAGUAAAAUAUCCCUGUAUAAUUUGGAUGUCAUCUCAUCCUUCUGUAUUGUCUACAGAUUGCAAUGGGUUUGUGACACACUUUGUUCACAUAUGUAUUUUUUAUUUUCUGUUUGACACACUCCUGUGCAAUGACUGAAAGCUCCUGACUUGUCCUGAGGGCCAGGAAUUAAGAGUUUAUUGGGUUAUCAUCAUGGUUUUCCUCAGAUGUAAAGUUCAGCUGUCUGAUGCUGACAACUAUGUGUUUGGAUAGAAUCUGUGACUGAAAACUGAUUUAUUUUAAGCUAUUUAUUUAUUUAUUUGCACUGCUAAUUUCAGUGGCAGAUUUUAACAAGCAUUUAAGCAGAACUUCCAAGUAUCUUCUGUUUUUGUUUUGUCUUCCCUGCUUCUGUUGUCUCAUAAAACGUUGUGUCAAUGAAUAACUGCUGUAGUAUUAAUUUUAUUUUCAUUAAAGUUCCUUUAUGGC